AUGGGAGACUCCACUCAGAAAGGCGCCAUGUUUAUGGCAGGGCUGACUCUGUUACAGUCUCUCCGUGUGGCUUUAACUGGAGCAAAGUUUGCACUUGACAGAUUUAAAAUUCCGCAGCAGAAUGUCAGUUCGUUCAUUAACAUGGUCCAUAAUCCUAUGGAACUGGCAACGUUUACUGGAAUGGCUAUUGUUACUAUUACAGCACUCAUUAAAAAACCCAAAGAUGACGAAUCCAAGAAAUAUUUCAGGAGUCUUGCCAUGUUUACUAACAUAGCACUGUGUUGUUCAUUCGUUGUGCUUCUCUAUGCAUUUACAUCUGGAGGAGAACAAGGAGAUCUUACCUUCUAUUACUGGACUAUCGUCUUCGGCUCGUUUAUCUAUGGAAUGAAUGUGGCAGCUGUAAUGACUGCGGCAAGUGCAGAUGCUUCCCUUUUCAAUGUAGGAAUUCCUCUUUCUGGUAUUCAAGUUUCUGUCUAUUACUUUGUCUUUACGAAGUGGGCAGAGUGGCGUAACUGGUCAAACGUUAGCUUUUGGAUUAUAUUCUGGCAGCUUAUUAUAGCAAUACUGAUAUCAGCAGUAUCGGCUGCUCUAUGGAUUUAUCUUGCUGUUAAAGGUGGUGGUACUGAUGGUGGUGGAGGUGGUCAAUCUUCUAGUGUUGUUGCCUCUCCAAUUCUAAUGGGAAUGGUUGGUAUGGGUGGUAUUUACGCCUUCUACCCUGCCAUUGCUCCUUAUAAGCUGACUGAUGUUGGAACCGGCUACACUAUUGACCUGGUGGUUCUCUUCAUGAGCGCCGUCCCUGGUAUUAUCAUCGCCAUCUUAUGCCUCUAUAAUAAAGGUCCAAAUCAAGAUUGGAGUAGUGCUCCAGGAUGGCAUGCUGCUUGGAUUCUAGCGUUUCCACAUAUUACCGCAAUGAUCUUGUGCUUUUUUACACUUCAUUACCCUGAUAGUGGAGUGGCAAGUUCCAUAAAGGGUAGUGGUUUAAAGGUUGGAGUGAUUACUGUGACCUUAAAGUUUUGUGAGGAAGGAUUGAAGGCGGUGUCAUAUGCUGGUGCAUUCGGUGCUAUUUAUUCACCUGUUAAUGCUUUCUUAUCCCAAGGUUUAAUGAUAGUCUUGGCUUUUACUGGAGACGGUUACCUUAAGACCUAUUCCAAGUAUGAGCAUGAUAGGGAUAAGUGGCCUACUAAGGAUUUUGGAACACUUAGAUCCAUCUGGUUUUGGACAUGGAAUGGAGUAUCUGAAGCAUGCAAGAGUGUUAAGUCUUCCUUUACCACUAAUGUUAGAUGCAAGGUUUUAGGUAAAUCAGAGGCUCUCCUUAUUGUCUAUGCAGAUGAGGAAUUUUAG
Molecule: messenger RNA, 1341 nt
Organism: Theileria equi strain WA
Lineage: Eukaryota; Apicomplexa; Aconoidasida; Piroplasmida; Theileriidae
Exons: 1
Coding region: 1-1341 (446 amino acids)
Source: RefSeq, a predicted model, not a curated record